GAUUAUUCUUAAUUUUUCUCUUUGGUGAUUUUGUUGUGAUUAUGAUACUGAUUUCGCGGUUACACAGUCUGAGAUGGGUGACGGUGGUUUCGUUGAUCGGCAACUCUCUCCUCAUUCUUCUCGCCGCUUCUCUCUUCCUCAUCGCUUUCCCUUCAUGCCAUCGCCGCCUCCUUAUUCCCUUCCUUCUCCUCUCUCUCUUCUCUCUUCUCAGAAUCCUCACCACUUUCUGCAUCGCUCUCGCUCAAAAAGCCACCGCCAUGACCAUCGUCGAAUCUCCCGCCCUAGAUGCCACUCCUGUCGUCGACACCGUUGUUCGCCACGAAAGAAGGAUGAGGUAUAAAAGAUGGCUUUGGUGGACAAGGUUUGGAAUGUUUGUUACUAUGCUGCAAUUUAUUGGUGCAACUUACCUUGUGUUCACAAUUGCUACCUAUGUUUCUCAUGAAAACGAUUCAAGUGAUUGCAUUUUAGGGUUAGUACCGGGCAGUUGCCAAUGGAAGCAGCAUUUACUUAUUUUCUUUAUGUUCUUGGCAUGCGCUAUUACAAUACUACAUUGUUUUACGGGGUCUGAAGUUCUAAAGUGGAGAUCAUACUAUGGAACCAAAGAUGAUGCAUGGAAAUCCCAUUACAGGGAGGUCUUUGAUCAUGGUAUUCGUGAAGUUUUGUGCUGCCUUGGACGUGCCAAAUACUUGAGUGCCUUGGAGGAAGAUGAAGUUUUCUCAGUAGCUCGAUUACUUGGGGAUCUUGUUGCUUAUCGUGCAUCAGGCACUGGACAUUUGGAAUUGUUGGCAGGUCUAGCCUUAAUGCAGAAGCAAAGCGAGUCAUCGAAUUCCUAUGAUGAGUGCAUGAAAGCACCUGCAGAACAGAUUCAGGAAGCUGCAACUCUUCAUAAAUUUGCUGAAGCAGCUUAUACGGGUCCUUUACUUGAUUUUGGAAGAAACCCUUUCUUAUUUCCUUGUGUGUGGCUCUACAGACAAGGGAUUUUGAAUCCCUGGAUGCGUAACAGGCGACCGAAACUUGAUGGUGAUAACUGGUGGAGGGGGAAUGCAGCAGCCUUUCUAAAACAUACUAAAUUACCCCCAGAAGUACUUCGAAAAGGGCGUGUAAAUCAGGCAAAGUGCGAGGCAGCCUACUUUGUAAUUGUUCUGCAUCAUCUAAGAUCGGUAUUGAUUGCUGUGCGUGGAACUGAGACCCCUGAAGAUCUGAUAAUUGAUGGUUUAUGUAGAGAAUGCAUUCUUUCUGCAAAAGACUUGGACGGGAUGAUAAAUAGUGGUCAUGUUAACCCUGAAAUUAAGCAGAAAGUUGUCUCAUCUUUCCCACAUUAUGGGCACUCGGGCAUUGUUGAAGCUGCAAGGAAUCUCUUCAUACAAAUCGAAGGAAAAGAUGAAGAUGAUGAAUCCAGUUCAGACGGCCUUCUUUCUUCUCUACUGGGAGCUGGGUGUGAAUGUGAGGGUUACAAGGUUCGCAUAGUGGGUCAUUCCCUUGGAGGUGCCAUUGCUGCUGUACUAGGAAUGAGACUAUACCACAGAUACCCGAAUUUACAUGUUUAUGCAUAUGGACCCCUUCCUUGUGUGGAUUCAAUUGUAGCAGAUGCUUGCUCACCAUUUGUUACAAGCAUUGUUUUGAACAAUGAAUUCUCUUCACGCCUUUCAGUUGGGUCUGUCCUUCGACUUCGAGCAGCUGCUUUAACUGCACUUUCACAAGAUUCCACAACUGAUACAGCCAUGAUUUUUAGGCUAGCACGCCGCUUCCUCUAUGUGAGUAACUACGAAAGAACUAGUUCUGAAGUAGUGGAACCAGCUUCAAAUGGAUAUUCUGGGACAAAACGAUCCGAAAAUCAAAAUGAACACACAUAUGGAAAUCAGGAGAUAUUUGAUUCAAGAGGACGUGAGAAACAUGAUCACAACUUUUCCCUCUUCAAUGAGACCGAUAACAAGGAUUUUGUGGUUGAAAGUGAACAAAAUGAAUUCAGCAACCCUUUUGUCAGGGAAAUCAAUAGAAUUAAUGAUCCUGUAUCUGAGUUCAUGGAAUCCGUACGAUCAUCUGAAAGUGCAUCGGCUGGGAAUCCACCCGAGAUGUAUUUGCCAGGACGUCUAAUUCACGUGGUGCCACAAACUAGUAGUUUCCAUAUGUCUCUGUGGAAAGGCCAGGGAAUCCAAGAGAGAGAAAAAAGUUACAAAGCUUAUGUUGCCAACAGAGAGAGCUUCAAAGAUAUUGUUGUAUCACCAUCAAUGUUUCUUGAUCAUCUUCCUUGGAGAUGUGAUUAUGCUCUGCGAAAGGUAUUAGAAACUCAGUGCACUGCGAAUCACAACGAGUCUCAUCAUCAAAUUGUUGAUGUGUAUUAAGUAUACUGGAUUUUCUGAGAUGUGGAUGGCUGCACUAUUGUCACAAAACAAGGUUGAGGGAAGUUUGAUGUUGAUGUUGAAGUCUCAAAUUAUAGAGUGAAGCCAUGUGAUUCGCAUGUGGUGUUGGCCAUUGCUCGAUAUUCAGCUUCUGCUGAAGAACAAGAUACUGUGUGUUGUUUCUUGAUUUCCAUGAGAUAAGGGAUUGUCCUAGAAAAAUGCAGUAGCCCAAAAUUGAUCGUCUUAUGUCUAAGCAAGCUCCCCAAUCCGCAUAUACAAAGGCUUGAAGAUGAAGAGGUUCAGGUGCAUUGGCAUAGAAGAAAAGUCGUUGUCCUGGUGAGCCUUUUAGGUAUUGGAGUAUGCGGUUAGCUGCUGUGAGGUGAGGGACUAGUGGAGCUUGGAGAGUUUGUUAACAACAAACAAGAUGUUUGGCCAAGUUAUGGUAAGAUAAAGUAGCUUUCUAAUGAGACUUCUGUACUUAGUUGGAUUGGUGAGCAUUGGUCGGUUUAGUCGGGUUAACCCGUCUAAACUGAGCAUUAAUGUUUAUUUUUUUUCACAUUCAAUUGUUAUAUUUUAGUUAUUGUGGUAAUGAGAUAAAUAUAAAGAUUGAAUUUAAAGUUCAAAUCAUUCGCCAUAAAAAGAAAUAUAUUAGUUUGAACUUUCAAUUUUUUUUAUAAA
Molecule: messenger RNA, 3017 nt
Organism: Cannabis sativa
Lineage: Eukaryota; Viridiplantae; Streptophyta; Magnoliopsida; Rosales; Cannabaceae
Exons: 15
Coding region: 42-2342 (766 amino acids)
Biological process (GO): lipid metabolic process
Source: RefSeq, a predicted model, not a curated record